This is a messenger RNA of Thecamonas trahens ATCC 50062, 1587 nucleotides long. Its product is annotated as three-deoxy-D-manno-octulosonic-acid transferase. The transcript has a single exon. Gene Ontology annotation, biological process: lipid A biosynthetic process. The record is from RefSeq and is a predicted model, not a curated record. Gene Ontology annotation, cellular component: plasma membrane. NCBI's taxonomy places the organism in Eukaryota, Apusomonadida, Apusomonadidae. Gene Ontology annotation, molecular function: transferase activity. Bases 54 to 1442 code for a protein of 462 amino acids.
CGGCAAAGCAGAGCCAAGUGGUGGUGCAGGACUUCGGAAUCGAGGGCGUCAGAAUGGCAAGCCCUGUGCGAUCGCCGGCGCUGGGCGCAUACCUGGCUGUGGCGCGUGCGAUGUUCCCGGCGGUGCGGGCAUGGGGAGGGUGGCGCCGGGUCGGCGGGCGCUACGAGGCUAUGGCGGGACGGGUUGGUGGCGAGGAUGGCGGUGUGUCCAAGUGCGGGAGCCGGCUCUGGGUCCAUGGCGCGUCGGUGGGCGAGAGCAAGGCCGGCUUGCUGCUGGCGGAGCUGUGGCUGGACGGCAGCGGGAGCGAGAGUGGCGAGCGGUCGGCGGUGGUCUCGGUCGGCACGGCGUCCGGGGUGGCGGCGCUGGAAAAGGCGGCAGCCGAGAGUGGCGGGAGAGUGGAUGUUGCUGCUGCGCCGCAUGAUGCGCCGCAGGCGGUGGAUGCCUUUCUCGACGCUAUCGGCUCGCCGCACAUCGGAGUCGUCCUCGAGUCGGAGCUGUGGCCGGCGCUUGUGCUCGGCGCAGCAGCUCGCGUCGACGCGCUGAUGCUGCUCGAUGCGCGGAUGUCGGCCAAGUCGCAGAAGCGCUGGCUCGGGCUGGGGUUGGCUGCUGACGCACUCCGUGGUCUUGGCUCGGCGUUUGAUGUCAUUGCCUCGCCGGAUGCGGACAUGCGGACGUUUGCCCGUGCGCACAUGGCCGGUGACGCGACGCGUGUUUUGGCCAUGCCGCCGAUCAAGGCGCUAGGAGCGCUGGGUACACUCGGCAGCAGAGGGCGUGGGGCCAGGCGGCAGGGCGGGCCACUGGUCUUUCCCGGGCCGUGGUGGAUGGCCUCGUGUGUGCAUGCUGCCGAGAUGGGCCUGGUGGCGCGGGUGGCGCAGCAGGUGCGGGUGGCCGCACCGGAGGCGGUGACGGUGGUAGCGCCGCGGCACAUGGACGCGCUUGGCGCGGCGGUCGAUGGCCUCCGUGACGCCGGGUUUGAGCUCGAGCGCAGCUUGAUUCUGUGGUCAGAGGCGCGCGGCGAGGUCCCGCCGGGUUGUGCCGUGGUUGUGGACGAGAUGGGCGUGCUCUCGCAGCUGUACGCGGCCGGGCCGUCCGGGGUGGUCAUGGGAGGCUCGUUUACGCCGAUCAUUGGCUCGCACAACGUGAUCGAGCCACUCGGUGAGGGCGCGCCGGUAGCGGUCGGGCCAAACUUGGGUGCAGCGGCUCCGGUGGUGGAUGCGCUGCGGGGGGCAGGCGUCUCUGGUCUGGUGUCUGUGGGUGGCGACGAGCCGCAGGCGGCGAGCGAGUGGUUGCUCGGGGAGCUGCAGCGCGACGGAGCGAGCGCGGCGGCGGGACGAGCGGCUGUCCGGGCCGAGGUAGUGGCAUGGGCUGAGGCUCAGGUUGCGGAGAUCGAGGCCGUGCUGAGGGUAGGCGAGCGGGUGGCAAAGUUGCGACGUCGCGAGUGAGCGGCGGCGAAGGUACCGGUAGUCAGACAGAGGCCGGAGAGUGGGCAAAUGAGCGUGACUGCUCGUUGUACGGGUUGGCCGGGCCGAGCGAUACGGAGAGGUUCUCACGGGCGUGGACGAGCUGGGUAAAGAUGGCACAGGUCGG